Molecule: messenger RNA, 6627 nt
Organism: Falco peregrinus (peregrine falcon)
Lineage: Eukaryota; Metazoa; Chordata; Aves; Falconiformes; Falconidae
Gene: USP35
Product: ubiquitin specific peptidase 35
Exons: 11
Coding region: 2105-5179 (1024 amino acids)
Biological process (GO): ubiquitin-dependent protein catabolic process; protein deubiquitination
Cellular component (GO): nucleus; cytosol
Molecular function (GO): cysteine-type endopeptidase activity; cysteine-type deubiquitinase activity
Source: RefSeq, a predicted model, not a curated record
UGGAAUUAGCCAUCUUAAUUCCUAACCUUUGGAACGUGAAUGAUCUUUUAGUGUAGAACGCUUUUUUAGCGUCGUUUUGAGACUGCAAUAUUUAUCGUUAUGUAUUACAAAGCAACAUGAGUGCUGUUUUAAUAUCGUUCUAAGAUUGUCAUAUAUAUUGUAAAUGACUCCUUAGGGGCUCCCUGGCUAACAUCCUCUACCCUGGCUUUGUCUGGCCCAUGCCCAGGGGGCAGCUUAGCAUACCCCGAUACACAACAGAAACACGGGCUGUGUGUUCCCUCCUGCUGGCACCGGGGCAGCUGGACAGAUGUAGGUGGGACUGUGUUAGCUGCAGCGCAGCCUUGUACUGAAAAGUCCUUCGUUGGUGAGGACAGCAUGGACCCUCCACCACAAGCUCAACUCAGGUGGUUCUCCCCGUGGGUCUUUGAGGUCCUAAUGUCAAUAUCAGACACUACAACGUUUCUCGAUGAGGAAGAUGCUUUGCCCUUACGGUCCUUGGAUACUCUCCAUUGGCACUUGUUUGUCUGUUGACUACAUGGGGAGUUGGUUUCAGCCUUGUCCCCGCCACAGUAUGUUAGAUGAGACCUGGAGAGGCAGCAAGCCUGGGGUGAUCCAUCUUCAUGUCCCCUUCUGUGAUCAGCCUGAGAAAGAAUGAAGCCCUUUCAGGAUGUAAACUGCAAGUUCAUCUCAAAAUUCAGGCAGAGGUAGACUCUUUGCAUGGAAAAUCUGGGUGGAGUUUGGCAAUGCUGAAGUGGCUAAAAGCCCAGUCAUACUGGGAACAGCAGUGGACCACCAUCACCGCCAAGAGGGGCAGGGAGCCACCCAACACCACAUACACUGGUGGGCUGUGGACUGUGGUGAUUUGUGGGGUUAGAUCUAAAAGGUCUGUGGCCAUGAUUUGGUCGUCCUGCCUGUGUGAUGUUUCCACAGCGCUGUGCCACACUCCACAUGGAUUGCUCCAGGGAAGUAACCACGUACUGGUGAGACGCAACGAGUGAGCACUGUAGAUCCUCCUGUCUCUUCCUGGUAACUUAUCUAUCUGCCAGAUGCUUGGGGUGUCAUGGUUCAGGCUGUGAAGCUGUAGAGAGGAGGUGAAGGGGGUACCAGCUUGACUGCAGGUCUGCGCCAGUCUCUGUAUGGCCAAGAUGGCCACUGACCUACAGCUAGGACAACUGCUCCUCCUGAUUUCUGGUCUGUCUGCAAGCCCCAUCUGCUCUCCAGGUUGGCUUUUAGCCUUUGCUGUCGCUGUGGUACCCUCAGUUUGCGGUGAAAAUACAUUACCUGUGGGGUUUUAUUCUCUCUUCUUACCUUGUCCUCAUUUGUCACUGGUUUAUUGUAUGCUGGUCCCUCAAGAGUCCAAUGAGGAGCAUCAGCUCUGCCAUAGCUUGUUGCAGGGAAAGCAGCAGUGAUGCUCGAUGGGGAAAAAUAAAUCCAGCACAGGAACAGAGGACCUUAUGAGUCAACAGGCAGGGGACAGAAAGGCCAUCGUGGUGCCUGGAAAGACAUUGCAGCCUAGGCUGCCAUCAUCGCUGGAUGGGGAGGUGGCCAUGCAUAUAUCAUGGUUGUUUUCAUCCUGUGAGAUUGUGGGGGAAGCAGUGGUGGGAAGAGGUGGAUUUUGGUCAAGUGAGAAGGCUUCCCAGCCAAGCUGCUGUGAGCCAGAACUUGAGGUUUGUAUCUGGCAUGGGUUUUCCCCAUGCAAGCAGCUGUCUACCAGGAGAGAAGGUACAUUCUGGCUUACUCCAGGGAUGAGAUGGUCCUUGGAGGGCAUCGUCUGAGGUCCCUUCUGGAUGUUAUCUGUGAAAAACAUACCUGGAGUACAUACUACCUGUGCAUACAUUUUUUUUGUUAAUAUAACACUACCCACUUGAAAAGCUUCAAAUGCUUUCUAAGUGCUAACGAAGGAAGUUCCAGCCAACCCCACUAGGAAUUGCUGCACAUUGUCCUCAUUUCUCAGAUUAGGAAACUGAGGAACCAAACGGUGGUGAUUAGUCUUCUGGUCAGACGCACAUGAGCCUGGAUGGAUCUGUACUGCCUUGAUUCCUCAUUUAGGUAACAAAGAUGAUACGUGCCUUCCUUCUCUCUCCCACAUGGAUCGUUUCAGGCUAUGGGCAGGAAGGGAUGUUCUCCAAACAUGUAUUUGUGCAGCACAUCGCACUGGGGGGACCUGCUGUGGCAGCUGGGAGCAGAGAUGGAUAAGAUACUGGAAGCUGUGGUGAUGUCCUCAUACCCCAACAAUGUGAAGCAAGGGCUUGUGAGGCGUGUCAUUGAGGCAGCAAAGCAGCCCAUGGACAGUGAGCAGUGCUGGUCCAUGCUGGAGCUGUCUACCAAGCUUUAUCUCACAGGGGACACCAAGUAUAAAAGAGAGAUCGGGAAAGAGGUUUUGGAGGUCUAUGGCCACUACCACCCAGAGGAGUUUGAGGAGUUCUUCAACGUCCGCUUCCUGCUGAGUCUCCUCCAGGAAGGCUAUGGACCUCUGGGGAAGAGAAGCCAUUACGUACUUGAUUAUAUCCAGUUAGGACUGCAGUUUGUCUUGGAAAGCCCAUCAGCAAACAGCAUCUUCAGCUUAUUGAGGAUCGAGGUGCUCCGGAAAGUCUGUGAGAGGCCCAGCCCCAAGCAGUGUGCGAAGAUCAGCAAACUCUUAACCCAGCAUCCUCAGUGCAUCCCCACCGGCAAACACCAGGUCUUGUUUUGCCAGCAGCUGAUCCGGUGCAUCGGGCAGUUCCAGUGCAUCUCCGAGGGAGAAGAGGACAUCAUGCAGUUUUUGGAGCAGGUGAACAAAGUGAGCAGUUUGCUGCAGAGGAUCUGGAGGACUCAGACCUCAGCCAUCCUGCCUUCUUUGAAGGAGCUGUUCACUAUCAUUUCUUCAACAGAGGAGCAGGAAGCACCAUCCAAUGCCUUGGCCAGCGUGGUCCAGUUUGUCCCUCUGGAGCUCAUGGAUGGCGUCAUAAGAAACCUAACCAACGAUGACAGCAUCACCGAUGUGCAAAUGAUGACGGCUAUUGGCAGGAUGAUUGACUGGGUGUCCUGGCCCCUGGGAAAGAACAUAGACAAGUGGAUCAUUGCCCUGCUGAAGGGUUUGGCUGCGGUGAAAAAGUUUAGCAUCUUGAUUGAGGUUACUCUUUUGAAAAUUGAAAAGGUCUUCUCCAAGCUGCUGUACCCUGUCGUGAGAGAGGGGGCUUUGUCUGUCCUGCAGUAUAUGCUGCUGAGCUUCCAGCACUCGCACGAGGCAUUUCACUUGCUGCUUCCUCACAUCCCCAGGCUGGUGGCCUCUCUGAAGAAGGAAGACUCCAACUCUGCCACCAGCUCCCUGGAGCAGCUGGCUGAGCUCAUCCACUGCAUGUUCUUCCGCUUCUCAGGAUUUCCAGAUCUCUACGAACCAGUCCUAGAAGCAGUUAAAGCUCUUCCUAUUCCAAAUGAAGACCGGAUUAAACAUCUCUUGGGGCAAAAUGCCUGGACCUCCCAGAAGAACGAGCUGGCCUGCUUCUACCCACGCCUGGCAUCCAAAUCAGAGACGGGAAAGAUCGGGUUAAUUAACUUGGGAAACACCUGCUACAUGAACAGCAUCAUACAGUCUCUUUUCAUGGCUUCGGACUUUCGACAUUCAGUGUUGAAUUUAACCGAGGGCAACUCCCAGCCCCUGAUGACAAAGCUCCAGUGGCUCUUUGCGUUUUUGGAGCACAGUCAGCGACCUGCCAUCUCACCCGAGAGUUUCCUCUCUGCCUCCUGGCCACCCUGGUUCACCCCUGGUGCUCAGCAGGACUGCUCGGAGUAUCUCAAGUACUUGCUGGACCGGUUACACGAAGAAGAAAAAACUGGGAAAAGGAUCUACCAGAAGCUCAAGGAAUCCAGCUUGAUGUCUCAGGCAGUAGAGCAUCAUUACUUAAACAAGACAUUGAUUGAGAAGAUGUUUGGGGGUAAAAUGAUGACAAAGAUCCGCUGUUUGAAGUGUCUGAAUGUCUCUUCCCGAGAAGAAGCCUUCACAGACCUGUCCCUGGCUUUUCCUCCAUCGGACAGGCACGUGCGUGGGAGCACAUCUGUUUUACCAGUGGAAGAAAUUGGCCCACAAUUUAUUGAGCCUCCUGAAAACCCAAGCCAGCUUACCGGGUCUCUCUGGAUCCGGAGGAAGGCUCCCAUGGCUGGAGAACCUGCAGCCCCACCGAUGCCAGUGGAAACAUUGGGUUUCCAGGAGCCAGGAGAAGCAGCAAAUCCCUUAAGUGGCAAUGCCGUUGGUGUGGAUGCAGCCAAAGACCCUCUCUCAGCUUUUGGGGAGCAGGCAUGUACUCCCAAGGACUCCAGGUCCGUCCCAGAUUUAAUCAACUAUUUUCUAUCCCCGGAGAGAUUGACAGCGGAGAAUAAAUACCACUGUGAGAAAUGCGCGUCCUUGCAGGAUGCCGAGAAGGUGGCGGAGCUGACGGAGGGUCCGCACUACCUCAUCCUCACGCUGCUGCGGUUCUCCUUCGACCCACGGACUAUGAAGAGGAAGAAGAUCUUGGACAAUGUCUCCAUCCCUGUGGUGCUCAAGCUGCCCAUCCUUGUCACCCCGGAGGAAACUGAGGAGGUUUGCCAGCGUGAGAAGGCCACGGCCACUGCGGGAAGCGGCUUCAUGUCUGUGGUGUAUGACCUCUGCAGUGUGGUGGUGCAUUCGGGCAUCUCCUCCGAGAGCGGCCACUAUUACUGCUACUCCAGGGAGUGCACCGACACCAUCCCUCAGGGGCAGCCCCGGGACGGGGCACCGAAACUGGCCUCCGACAAGCAGUUGGACUUUGAAAUCCAGUGGUACCUCUUCAAUGACACCAGAGUUUCCUUCUCCUCCUUUGAAUCGGUCAGCAACAUCACCUCUUUCUUCCCCAAGGACACUGCCUACGUCCUCUUCUACAGACAGCGGCCGGGCAGGCAGAGCUGCCUGAUGCAUGAGGCUCUGGCCGAGGCCGGCCGCCUGCACGGUGAACCCUCCCUCCAUAAGGACUUGAUGGAAGCCAUUUCCAAAGAUAACAUCCUCUACUUGCAGGAGCAGGAAAAGGAAGCGAGGAACAGAGCCGCCUACAUCUCUGCCUUGCCGAAAUCCCCGCUGUGGUGGAGAGACUUUGACAGGGACAAGGAUGAUGACAACUCAUCAGGGGGCUGCAGCCCAGCAGCAGGCGGGGGUGGAUCCGGCUCCUUUCAUGGACUCGUCUUCUAGCCAACGGGUUAAACCAGAUAGUCGAUGUCCACAGGGCCAACCUGAAGCCAGAGGCUCCUCUUCCUCACUGAUGACAAUGAACAUCUUGGAGGAGGAUUUGGGGAACAUUUCAGUGGAAAAGGGCUCAGGGGCUGAUUUGGAGGUGCCCGGAGGGUCCCACCGCUUCCUAUGCACUUGGUCUUCACGCCUUAAUGUAACUAAGCUAAUGCGGAGAUGAGCAGCUGCUGACAGCUCAGAGAAGUGCCCUUUUGCUUCAGCGCAGCCAUGUCUUGCCUGCUGUGAGCCACACCACCAGCCUGGGGAGGGGAUGAGGACUAAGAUGGGGAUGAAGAUGGACCCAGUGGGACCCCAGGGAUGGAGACAUCCCAUGCAUGUCCUGUCUGCAGCCCUUCCCUUAGCACUGAGUUGGUUUUGCAGGGAUUUCUGCUUGGUGGUUGGGGUUUUUUUGUGUGUGUGUGGUUUUUUUUUAAUGUGGUUUUGAGAACCCACCUUGACAUACCUCUAAGUAGAAGAAGGCUGAAAAGGCUGAAAAAUGCCAAGCAGCCAACAUGGCAACACUUACCGGGUGGGUCAGCGAGCUUGCAAGCCUGCUUGGUCACAAGCUUGGUCACAGCUGGUGGAGCAGAGGGGUUUUAUGUAGCAUUGCAAAGCACCUGAAAGAAACUGAGGGGCACAAACCCCUCCAGCCAAGAUGGACUGACCUGGUCUAGUUGGGUUUUAUUGGGCUCCAGUGAGGCCCCGCUGUGUUACUGGUGGUCACCAGUGUGGAUGCUGUUUGUGCACGUGGCCAGCCCAGACAGAGCUGUUUUUCCAGACAUGUCUUUAGGACUUGGUUAGCCUCCUGCUGCUGCUGUCACCUCAUGGAUUUCUGGGCUGGAUCUGCCCUUUGAAACUUGGGCUUUCCUUUGGGAUACCUUGAACUGAGCAGCAAACGACAGAGCCUCCCUAAACCCACUAGCUAUUUCAUUUUUUUAAAUGCUGAUUUGCAAGGACAGUAGCCCAACCAGAUAUAUCAACUCAGUAUAAAUACAUACUAUGUAAACCAAUGUAUUAUGUAAACCAUUAAUGGGACAGGGGCUGAUUUUGGUGGCAGGUGGCCCACCUAAGCCCUGGGCGGCGUGUCUACAGGACUAUGGCUCCCUCCCAUGUCCCUCCCCAGCUGCUGUCCCUGCCUGCUCCUCCCUCACGCCUGUAGUAGAGAUUUCUCUAGCUCAAGUGGCAGAGACUUGUGCCUUAGGUCCUGGGCGCAGGGCCUAAUCCUGACCGUGGGGUACUGGGGUGGGAAUAUUGUAUUGCUGUGGAGGAAAAAGCAAAGCACAGACGUUGUUAUGGAUAAUGCGAGCAGAAAGUCUGCUAGAGAGGACACUUGGGAUCAAAUCUCUGGUGUAUACUAUCAUAUUCUUUUAUUGCCUUUCCUAUAUAUAAAUAAAGGAGAUGAAUUAAUUCAA